Messenger RNA from Fulvia fulva, 1104 nucleotides. Its product is annotated as Phenylacetaldehyde reductase. The record is from RefSeq and is a predicted model, not a curated record. Lineage: Eukaryota; Fungi; Ascomycota; Dothideomycetes; Mycosphaerellales; Mycosphaerellaceae. Gene Ontology annotation, molecular function: oxidoreductase activity, acting on the CH-OH group of donors, NAD or NADP as acceptor. Bases 1 to 1104 code for a protein of 367 amino acids. The transcript has a single exon.
AUGGCCUCAUCCCAAAGUGACCUCGUCCUAGUGACAGGCGGCUCAGGUUUCUUGGGCAGUCACUUGAUCCUGCAGCUCUUGUCGAAAGGCUACACCGUCCGCACGACCGUCCGAUCCACCUCACGUAUCGAAGAAACCAGAGCCAAACUCAGCUGUGGCGGUGCUACUCAAGACCAAAUCGCAAAGCUCGAGAUCCGAACCCUCGACCUCGUCACCGACUCCAACGAAGCCUGGACGAAAGCAUGCUCCGGCGCCGAAUACGUUCUACACACGGCGGGCAUGAUCGCAACCGGGAAAGAGAAGCAAGUCGACGACCUCCUCGUCCCGAUGCGGGAAGGCACCCUCCGAGUCCUCCGCGCCGCGAAAGCAGCAGGAGUCCCCAAAGUCGUCUUUACGAGCUCGAUAGCGUCCAUAGCGCAUGGCCACGGCAAACGGGGCAAGUCGGAACCUUUCACGGAGGAAGACUGGACGGAUUUGACGGAGAAGAAGGAGCAGUUGCAUAUAUACCCCAAGGCGAAGACGCUGCAGGAGCAGGCUGUUUGGGACUUUAUCAAGAGUCCGGAGGGACAAGGUCUAGAGAUUGCGGUGAUAUGUCCCGGUGCUAUCUACGGUCCCACGCUGAGUAAGGAGUAUGCCUCCAGUCUCAAGCUCAUUGGCAUCCUCCUGGGCGGCAUGCCCGGCGUCCCUCAAUACGGCACAGCCAUGGUCGACGUCCGAGACGUCGCAGAUCUCCAUAUCAAAGUAAUGGAGAGCCCCAAAACCCACGCCCAAAAGUACCUCGCCAUCUCCGGCCGUGCAGACGAAAUCGAACCAGCCAGUAACUGCGUAUGUGAAUUCGUCAGCAUGGUCAGAGCGGCGGAUAUUCUGAGGAAGAAUCUGCCAGCUGAGAAGACUUCAAAGCUUCCCACGAGGACUCUGCCAAAUUUUGUUAUGCGGGCUGCUGGAUACUUUGACCCGGUGGUUGGCGUUUGUCUGCCUGACUUGGGCAAAGAGUUGGCGGGCUCGUUUGUGAAGGCGAGGAGUGAGUUGGGCUGGCAGCCGAGAUCUGUUGAUGAGGCGCUUCUUGCGAGUGCGAAUAGUCUUAUAGAGUUUGGGGUGGUGUAG